AUGGCGAAGAAGAAGAGAGUGGUUCGAAAGCUAGUUUUCCAAUCGCCUGAUCAAGGUUCGUUAAUUGCCUCUCAUGAAGGAGAAGAUGUAGAGGAAGUUGCUGGUUCUUCAGCUGGAUUGGACCUAAUUGCAGAAGUGGUGAAUUCAGGGGAAAACAGUCCGACUAAUAGCAGUCGUGAGCGUCCGUCUGAUUCGAAGGUUGAUACGAAUAUUCAGCGCAGCUCAAGUUGGGCUAAGGAGGUGGAGUCGAAACCUGAAUCUGAGGAUGGGAUGAAGAUAGCUCAAGUGGAUCUAGAGGAGGUGAUAAUGCAAGCUGCUAACUGGAGUUCGGCUGUUAUCUGCAUGGUUUUGGGAGCAAAUCCUCCUAUGGCUGUGUUUGAGGGUUUUAUCAAGCGAAUUUGGGGACACCUUGAGAUUGCUCAAGUGGCUAGAAUGACAAUGGGUUUGAUUAUGGUUAGAUUCAAUGAUGAUGCUACUAGAGAUCAGGUCUUAGAGUCAGGGGUGCUUCAAUUUGAUCGAAAGCCAGUUAUCAUUAGGCCUUGGAUUACAGAUCUGAAUACUCUUAAACUUGUGCAAUCUGUGCCCUUAUGGAUCCGUUUACACGACUUAGGUCUUCAGUACUGGGGGAACAAGAGUUUAAGUGCCUUAGUUAGUAUUGUUGGGAAACCAAUUAUGGUGGAUCAACAUACUAGAGAUCGUACUAGAGUCCAAUUCGCUAGGGUCUUGGUUGAGAUGGACAUUACGGACUCUCCUCCUCGUAUUAUCCAAUUUCUAAAUGAACAUGGACAACUAGUGGAGCAGGGCAUCGAUUACGAAUGGCUUCCUAUGAAGUGUAAGCAUUGUUCGGGGUAUGGGCAUCUUAUGGCUGAAUGUCGUAAGGGGGAAAAUGUUACAAAAGGAAAACUGAAUGUUGCAGCAAAGUCUGGUGCAGCUCACAAAACUUAG
Messenger RNA from Humulus lupulus (European hop), 945 nucleotides. RefSeq lists its product as uncharacterized. NCBI's taxonomy places the organism in Eukaryota, Viridiplantae, Streptophyta, Magnoliopsida, Rosales, Cannabaceae. The transcript is spliced from 2 exons. The coding region runs from base 1 to 945 and encodes 314 amino acids. The record is from RefSeq and is a predicted model, not a curated record.